Messenger RNA from Leucoraja erinaceus (little skate), 2379 nucleotides. RefSeq names its product tRNA selenocysteine 1-associated protein 1-like. The coding region runs from base 184 to 1059 and encodes 291 amino acids. The record is from RefSeq and is a predicted model, not a curated record. NCBI's taxonomy places the organism in Eukaryota, Metazoa, Chordata, Chondrichthyes, Rajiformes, Rajidae. Gene Ontology annotation, cellular component: nucleus. The transcript is spliced from 9 exons. Gene Ontology annotation, biological process: selenocysteine incorporation. Gene Ontology annotation, molecular function: tRNA binding.
GUCGGGCGGACGGACAGCGUCGCUGAUCGCCGCUCAGGCGGAAGAUCGUGUGGAGGCCGGCUGCCGUCGUCUGUCCGUCUGUCCGUCUGUCUGCCCGUCCCGCGGGGGCUGAGUGAGGAGGGGUGUAUUCGGUCGCCCCGGGAGAGUAGAUUGUGAAGGAGAAGAGCGCGGGGGGCGAGGAAGAUGUCGCGCAGCCUGUGGAUGGGCGAUUUGGAAAAUUAUAUGGAUGAAAAUUUCAUCUCAAGGGCAUUUGCCACAAUGGGUGAAACAGUAAUGAGUGUAAAAAUUAUUCGUAAUCGAGUGACUGGGACACCCGCAGGUUACUGUUUUGUGGAGUUUACAGAUCAGGCAACUGCAGAACGAUGCCUGCUUAAAAUCAAUGGAAAAAAACUUCCAGGUGCUUCACCUCAGCCCAGAAGAUUUAAGCUUAACUAUGCCACUUAUGGAAAGCAGCCAGAUAACAGUCCUGAAUACUCAUUGUUUGUUGGAGAUUUAACCGCAGAAGUGGAUGAUGGAAUGCUUUACGAAUUUUUCGUUGAAAAAUAUCCCUCAUGUAGAGGCGGAAAAGUGGUAUUGGACAAUCUAGGAAACUCCAAAGGUUACGGCUUUGUGAAGUUCUCGGAUGAAGCUGAACAGAAGCGAGCACUUGCCGAGUGUCAAGGUGCCAUUGGCAUCGGAGGAAAAGCUUUAAGGCUGAGUGUGGCAAUACCAAAAACAAACCGUGUAGUGAAGCCACCAGACUACAACCAGACAUAUACCUACAACUACAGCCAGUAUUACCAGCCAUACCAGAAUUACUAUACUCACUGGGGAUAUGAUCAGUACACUGGCAGUUAUAGCUACAGUUACCAACAAUAUGGUUAUACACCCAAUACCAUGCAGAAUUACGAAGAAGUUGGAGAUGAUGCUCUGGAAGAUCCAGUUCCUCACUUGGAUGUCGAAGAAGCUAACGCACAAUUCAUGGAACAGAGUGAGGAGUUCUACGACGCACUCAUGAAUUGCCAUUGGCAGCCAUUGGACAGCGUUGCAUCUGAAAUCCCUGCAUCGGCCAUGGCCUAGCAGGUUAACAUUGCUUCAAAAAACCAUAAUUCCAGAUAAUCAGUGGGAUGUGUUUAUCCCUUCGCUCUCAUGAUUUUCUGGUUAUGGCAUAAUUCUUGUUUAAUAUGGUUCUUACUGUGACAAAACAAAUGCUGCAUCCUCUUGUUCUGAUUUUGUGCAACGUUUUAAGCAAUCGAUAAUUUCAAAAGAUUUUUUUAUUUAAGAAAGUGGAUCUGCUUCCCACAAUGUUAGAGUUAGGGCUGUCCAACUAUUUAAUUCAUAGUUUUGGAAUGUUUUAAAAUAUGAUUUUAAAUAGGAGUAGGUGAGCCUUAGAUGUUACAUGGCGUUUUCAUAACCAUGAGUAGAGGUUCAUAGGUAUUACAUGAAUCAUAACACCAAAGAGUGCCUUAUGAUUCUUUUUUUGCAUAUGUUAUAUUUUUACACAAUGAGUUUAAAGACUAAACAAUUCAAAUACCCACCGUAACAAAGAUUCCUCGCAUUAUGUCUGUAUUUUUGCUUAAGUACAACAUUCGACAAUGCAGAAUUUACAAUGUUAUUAAUAUUCACAUUUAGAGCCUGAUACAGUACUGGUUUAUUCACUACAUACUUGUGUGUGUGCAUUUAUGUCAUGAAUUUUGAUACUUCUAAUCCUCUGGGGAAGUUUUGUGUUAAAAUCUCCCUAGGCCAGCUGAAAAAAAGGUAUCAUUAUGAUGUAUCAUUGUGAACCUUUGAACAGUAGAGGAUUCGUUUUUGUUUUUAAGAUUCUCAAAACAGGACGUAAUGGUAGUUGUGAUUAAAAAGUGACUGUAGGACAUUGGUACUGGUAUAAUUUCUACUCAACAUCUACCUCCAAUGCACGGUUGUGAGAUUACACACUUUGAUAAGGCACAGGGUCAGAUUUGCUUUCAGAACUGCAUGCAGCAGACUUUAUCUUUGUCGGAAAAGAGUUGCAGUUCACCCCAGCUAAAGUUACAAUUUAUAGUUUAAAGAAAAUGGUGAGUAAGAUUAAUGAAAAAUAUUUUGUUAAUUCUGCUUGUGCAUCUCACCAUUUUUCAUUCGGGUAUUUUUCCAGCGUUGUUUCCAUGACCUGGUUGCAGUCUCACUACUGAGUAGGACUCAAGGUUUGUAAAUUUAUAAAAAGCUAUGAUAUAGUGGGGACUUAUUUGUUAAUAGAAAAGGUGACAGGCAUUUAUUUAAGGCUAUUAAGUCCUGAUUGCAAGUGUUAAUGUUUACAUUUUCUUAGUUAUGCCUUUGUUAAAUUUCUAAUUUUAUGAUAUCCAGAAGCCCGUGAAAGCAAAUUUAUUUUGUAAAAUAAAAUAAAGGCAUCUUUUUUAAACGAAA